Haliotis rubra (blacklip abalone) is the source of this 2386-nucleotide messenger RNA. RefSeq lists its product as uncharacterized. Lineage: Eukaryota; Metazoa; Mollusca; Gastropoda; Lepetellida; Haliotidae. Gene Ontology annotation, molecular function: chitin binding. The record is from RefSeq and is a predicted model, not a curated record. Bases 459 to 2156 code for a protein of 565 amino acids. Gene Ontology annotation, cellular component: extracellular region. The transcript is spliced from 10 exons.
AUUUCGGCGGGGGUCGCCUUACUGACGGAACGUUUAGUUUACAAGGUAUCUCGAGAAACCGAGAGACAUACUGAUAAGGUAAAACAAAAGGAAGGACCGCAGAAGAUGAAGCAGCUUAUUGCCGCCAUUGUGCUGCUUGCCUUGACGAAGGACAGCUAUGGACUAACGCCGUCCCUUUGUUCACUUGCAGUGACCAGUCGAAUGUCGUCCUGGUUGUUGACCGAUCCCAAAGCGUUGCUGGCUCAUUCGGUGCCAUUCAGGCUUCUGUCAACAACUUCAUCACGGAAAUCUUCAACAACAACCUCAACAUCAACGUCGGCUUGGUGUACUACGACAGUUUUGUCGUGCAGCAACAGCCAUUGAGUCGCGACCGCAACGCACUUCUGUCCUUCGUGGCUAUCCAGAGUGCGGGCACCUCGGGAACCCGGACCGACCUCGCCAUCCAGGAAGCCAUCAACAUGCUCCAAACGUCCCCUUUACCAGCAACGUCGGGCAGCAUCAUUGUCGUCACUGACGGCAUCUCCCAACUACCCACACAGACAGCUGCAGUCGCAGCAGCGGCUAGGGACGCGACAUACACCUUGUUUGCUGUCGGAAUCAACGUUAACGACAACAACUUCGCACAAGAACUGUACGACAUCACCCGUGACCAGUCUCAGAUCACACAGGUAGCUGGCGUCAACCAGUUGUCCACAGGGCUGGGCAACAUAGCAAGGUCACUGUGUGCCUACACAGUGUGCAACGGGUGCGCCGUUGACGGAGGUACCCGCAUCACAGAGCACCCCGGACGGUGUGACAAGUUUUACCUGUGUGAGAGGAGACCGGAUGAACAAAUGAAGGCAUAUGAAAAAGUGUGUCCGAUAGGAAGCCUCUUCCAUCGUAGAGAACGCACCUGCAAACCCAGCAGGUCUAUCCUGAGGGACCCGAACAGUGGAUGUACCAACUGCGCCGGUGCUCAACAGAACUUCCCCUUGGGAGACUUUUGUGAAAUCUACUACACCUGCGGUGUCAUCGACGGUGAAGCCAUCUUGAACGUCAACUGCUGCCCGACAUUUCAACGUUACGACAGCAACCUCGGCGUGUGUACGCCAGACAAUACCUGCCAACGACGACGGUACGAGGACAAGGUUUCAUGUCGGAGUUACUAUUCAUGUGAUGGACCAUCCACCACAUUCGUCUCCACCUGCUGCAACAGCGACUACUACGAUCCAAGCAGUCAACAGUGCACCGGCGACACCAACUGCAAGGGGACGUGUGCGAACUCCGUCUACCACCGCUGCGGUGAGCUUCAACCGAAUACUGCUAACAACUGCACGUUUUUUAUGCUGUCCGGCACCAGCCUGAUCCAGAUGGACUGUCCCGGUGGAACUUCCUUCAGCGACACUGAAUGUAGAUGUGUGCUUGACUCCACCUGUGGAACUCCUUCCACACCCUGUGUACCUGAUGUGGUCAUCACCGUCACGCCGUCGCAGAACAGCCGCUGGGGAUUCAGUGAAACUAGUCCCAAGCAAAACUGGAUAGACGUGAAAAACGUGGAAUACGUUGAAAACAACGGCAGAACCAUUCGACUGGCCGGGCGAGAUAACUUUUUAUCUGUUCCAUAUUAUGCAAAUAACGACCAGGCAUUGGUGGAAAACACGGUGUUCUUCCGGGUCAACGUAAAGGAUGACCUCAUUGGCCUUUCCGGGAAUACUCAGGAAAUGGUCGUCCUUAGCAACGUGCCAUGUCCUGGAAACAAGAGUGAAGCUGGCAUUGAGCCGUCGGUGUACAUAACCAUGAUGCCAGCUACCGGGCAGGUCACAUUUAGAGUUCGAACAGUAACUGGAGAGGCAACUGUCAACGUCAAUUACGCCCCGACUAACUCGGACGACUGGAAAGAGAUCACAAUGAGGUACACACAAUCCCCCGGGCUGCUGGAGGGACGCGUCAUCCUGUACAGCUUGGACGCCAGCGGCAACCGCAUCUUCAAUGGACAGGAGUUUUCCGGGACAAGUUCAACUGCAUCUGGUCGCAUCCUGACAAGUGACUGCGCCAUGAAGCUGGGCAGUGGAUCGUACACUGUCAACUCAUUCGCUGGGCUGGUUGAUAAUGUUGCGUUCUACACGUCGUGUGAGUCUGGUGUUCCUGCCGUCAACGCUGUCAACAUCCCGGUGUAACGGUGUUCUGUCAAAGGUCACGUCCUCAUAGAUUGGGACGUCAUGAAAAGAGCGCUGCGUCCUCUCAUCCUAUAGUUUCUCUUACGAUCUCGGUCUUUUUUCUAAAAACAAUUUGUAAUUGUGAAUGAUGUAUCUUCUACGUACAUGUUGUCUUGCUGGGCCCUUGUUGUUGUUGUGAUACCCCACUGUCUAGAUGCACCGGGAAAUAAAUAACACUUUUUAUGUCGUGA